UUUCCUUUCUCCAUGACAGGAUAUAAAAGUGCUCCUGAGUGGCAGCCCCGGAGCUGCUUCUGCUGACUCGUUCUCUUCUCUGACUGGGUUGGAUCAGGAACGAUGUCCUCCUACGGGCAGCUGCUCAGCGCCCGCUGCGCUUCGCCCUGCGAGGUGACCUGCAGCCAGCCCUACGUCGACGCCUGCAGCCAGCCAUGCGUCGCCUCCUGCGGUGACUCCCGAGCCAUCGUCUACGCCCCACCCGUGGUCGUGACAUUCCCGGGGCCCAUCAUCAGCUCCUGCCCCACCGAGAGCGUCGUGGGGACAGCCAUCCCUGAGAUCGGCGGGGGAAUGGGGUCUGGAGGGGGUGGGAUGGGGUCUGGAGGAGGUGGGAUGGGGUCUGGAGGGGGAGGAAUGGGCUCGUCCUGCGGGGGAAUGGGAGGGGGCUCCUACGGCGGGGAGGGCUCCUGCGGGGGCGGGAUGUCGAGGCUGGGGAGCCUCUACCGCGGCUCCUAUUUCUCCGGCUACGGCUACGGUAGGAAUUACAACCCCUACUUUUCCCGGGGGUACUACAGGUAUCGCUACGGGAACUACGGCCCUUUUUAACCCUUUAGAAUCCAGGAAUGUCCAAAUGG
This is a messenger RNA of Prinia subflava (tawny-flanked prinia), 614 nucleotides long. RefSeq names its product claw keratin-like. Gene Ontology annotation, molecular function: structural constituent of cytoskeleton. Lineage: Eukaryota; Metazoa; Chordata; Aves; Passeriformes; Cisticolidae. The transcript is spliced from 3 exons. The coding region runs from base 103 to 585 and encodes 160 amino acids. Gene Ontology annotation, cellular component: intermediate filament. The record is from RefSeq and is a predicted model, not a curated record.